This is a messenger RNA of Toxoplasma gondii ME49, 4242 nucleotides long. RefSeq lists its product as hypothetical. The transcript has 3 exons. Lineage: Eukaryota; Apicomplexa; Conoidasida; Eucoccidiorida; Sarcocystidae. The coding region runs from base 782 to 3580 and encodes 932 amino acids. The record is from RefSeq and is a predicted model, not a curated record.
AAGGACCAGUUUCUCUGCGUCGGCUCUGGCGGUGUCUUUUCAUCCCCCUCAAGGGUUCUUGCCCGCUCGGAUCUUUGGGUGACUGUAAACCAAACAGCGCUGGCUGGCACUUGGGCUGCCGGCUUUUCCGCCGCAUUUGUUUCCGAAACGAUCCAAGGGAGAGCUGGACUUUUGCAUUUUUCCAUGCACUUUCCGUUUUCUUGUGGAACCGUUUCCAGGGGACAGAAGAGGCAUCCCCUCGAGAAUCCGCCGACGACGUUCUCGCGGAAUCUCAAGCACACAGUCUUCGUCAAGUGUCUCGUCUCCCUCGGUUUUCUUGUUUACGUUUUCUGUUUCGGUCGUCGCCUUCCGUCGUUUUCUUCCUCGCCAACUCCUCUUCUUCUCCGCUACAUCAUUUCCACUUUCUUUUCGCUCCCCUCCUCCUUUCUGAUUUGUCUUUGGAAUGUCUUUUCUUCUGUCUGAAGUACUGUUAGAUCUCUCUGUGCGUCUGUGGCUUCCCUCGUCUUCCGGCCUCUCUGCCCGCUCUCUGUGCCAGGCGAUUCGUCGGUUUCCCCCGUUUUUCCGUCUUUCUUGCCGGCACUCUCUGCGGCCUUCUUGGCCUUCUCUCUCUUCUUCUUCCCCGGGCAGUCGAAAGACCUCAGCCGACCGUCGCUUCGCGCUUACCUGCACAGAAAAACCACCCACUCUCGGCUCCUCGGCAGUUGCCCGUCUUCGCCGGCUCGUCUUCGCCAGUCCGCGGCCUGAGCACUGCCGGUCGGUCUUCGUUCCUUUCACCUGAGAAAUGCGACAGACAGCGCGAGGCGAGAGACGCCGGCGCCUGCCCGGCGAAGGCGGCGUCCACGCACCCGAGUCCGCCAGCGCGUCGCAUGCGUCCUCGCGCGUCUGCCCUGGCAUGCCGACAGGUCGCGACAGAGCCUGCGCCUCCGCAGGCGCGCCAGACGGCCGAGACAGGGGAUCAGGACCUGCGAGAGGAGACGAGAAGCAGAAGAAGCAGACGAAGCAGAGGGACGGUCCUCAGCGAGAAACGCGGCACCAACCAGGGAAGGCGGCGAAUGGCGACGACGAGGCGGAGAGCUCACAUCCAGCAGAAGAUGCUGACGCCAGAGCGACAGGGGAACCUGAUGCGAUGAGUGAGGACUUGCCUGGGGACUCAGACAGGCCGAGAGAAGAAGAUGGAAGGCAGCAAGAGGAGACAUCUUUUGAGAGGCGAGAAGCAGCCAAGGAAGGCGAGGACGACGGAGCUUCAGAUGUCACGCAGAAGAUGCGCGAACUGCUGCUCCUCAUGACGACGCGAGGUCCUGCGCACAGUGGAGGGGGGAAAGUGAGGGUCUUCAGAGAGAUCCUCGACUUUUGCAAGUGUCUCUCCGUCAAGGAACCGCCCCACCCUGAGGGCCAGGCCUUCCUCAACCGCGCCUUCGGCUUCCUCACCAUCUCCAAACACUGGGACGCGAGCGACGAGGAAAAGCGCGAAAUCUGCAGCGCUGUGGAAGAACAUUUGUUUCUUUUUUCUAAGAGGCAGCGGGAACAACUGCAGCAGACAGUCUCCCUUUUUCGCCGUCCUCUCUCGCCAGCGCAUGCGCCUCCUCCCGGGUCUGCUGCGUCCGAACCGGCCAUUGAGGCAGGCGCCCUGGGCGACUCUCAGCAGGCAGGCAGGCGAGAGUCCAAUGGAGAUGAAAUCAACUACGCCUCGUCGUCCGCUGGCGCACCUUCCGCCUCUGUCUCGAGGUCUCCGUUUUCUUCAGUCUUUUGCUCCUUGUGUCUUCCGACAACCUCCGUUUGCUCGUCUCUCGAAUCCUCUUGCGGGCCUUCCAUGCGUCCCUUCCCGACCCCUCUGCAGUGUGGAACUACCCAGCUCUCGGAUCCAUCGUCUUCGUUCUCUUCCUCGCCUUUCUUUCCUGCUUCCUCUUCACUUCCUUCGUCUUCUGCAUGCGUUUCCAAGGGCGACGCCGCUAAUCCGCUGCAGCAGACUGUCAAUGUGAAUCUGUUUUACUCCCUUGCCGAUCUUCCGGAGCAGAGCGCCUUGCGUCGUCUGCUUUGCGAGCGAGAUCAGGAGACGGCGACGAAGCUGCUUGAGCGACUGCCCAAGCCUGCGAUUCAUUUCAACUGCUUCUUUGUCUAUCCCGAGGAAGGCGGCGUUUCUGGGCAGCCAUAUGGCGACGCGACAUGUGCGGCAAGUGUCACCAGUUCUUCGGCGCAUGCAGAGGAACCCCAGAGGUCUCGAAAGCGGUCAUGCUUCUCUGCUGCCUCUUCUCCUUCGACUGCUUCUUCGACUUCUUUCUCUGCUUCGUCCUUGUCUACCGCCGCUGCAGUUGCGUCCUCUUCUUUCUCUGUCUCGUCUUCUGCGUCUGCCUUCUCUUCGUCUACAUGCGCUUCGUCUCCCUCUGUUUACUCUCAGCCUUUCUCUCCUUCGUCUUCUUCGCCUUACUCUGCUUCUGCCUCUGCUUCCUCGUCUGUUUCAACGGCAUCUCAGGGUGCUGUUGCGGACAGGUCUGGGGUCCUCGCAGAGACGGAGGACCCUGGCGGAGACACUGCGGGCACAGGCGUCUCUCGGCAGAUGUUUGUCGCUUCAUAUUCUCGUCGAGAGGAAGCGCGGGAGUCGCUUGAAAGCAGCGGUCACGGUCGAUCUCAGGUGUAUGGACAGCGCCGCGGGCUCUCUAGAGGGAGCCGGAAGCGCAGUCUGUCUUCUUCGAUUUCUUCGCCUAGUAUGGCCGACCGUCCCUGCUCUCAGCUUCGGCGACGGGGACAGAAGGCCUCUUGGGGAGGCACGAGAUCUUCGCCAUCUGCUGUCUCGUUGUGCCACUGGAGAGGCUCUCGACAUCUGCAAAAGGCAGCACUGCCUUGCCGUUCUCUCUCUCUCCAUCCACGCAGAGAUACGCCUCCGGUUUUUCCCGGUGUCAACCAGGCGAAUGUGCGGGCGUCCGUUUCUCCGUCGUCUUCUGUUUCUUCUGCUUUUCGUGUCUCUUCUUCUCCCCAUGUCUCUGCCUGUGCGUCACCCGAUUUUCCUGUUUCCUCCUCUUCUUCUCUCACGGUCGCUUGCGCUUCCUUGUUUCCUCCUUCUUCGUGCUCGGACUGUCCAUCUGAUCCGACGCGGAUGGCUCAACCUGUUGUGGGCGAGGAGCGACCAGCUGCAGGCACCUCGAACUUUCGAGGAUCUGAGAUGUCGGUACACGGUGCUGCCGGCUGCUUGCAGUGGCCGGAUCUCGGUGCAUAUACUUCGUACGCUGCUCCUCCUCAGACGCUUGUCACUCCCUCCAGCUGGCUUCACUCCUCUUUCUCUGCAAAUGCAUCGCAUGCCGACUCUUCUCGGCCAGGCCGCGCAGCGGGGGAGAGGCGAACAGACCCAAACCUUGUUGAUCCCUACAUGAGCAGCGGGGAAGCGGAAGAUGGAAGACGAGACCGCCAGCCACGCUCUGUCGACUGGAACUCUGUUUUGUGUUUCCCCCCCGCUGGCUCCGCUGGAGACGCGUACUCGCCGCUUAGCCAAGAAAACAGUGCCGGACGCGCCUUGAGCGUCGGAGAUCAGGGAACCAUGAGGGAAGCCUCGAGAGAAGAAAGGGGCAGUGUUGCCCCCAGAUGGUGAAGAGGGAACUCGACUGCAGUAGAGAAAAGUUGAUCUCACAGAGCCAGAAGCGAACGUUCGAGGCAAUGCCGAAUUUGACUCCUCGUUUGCAGAUUCAAGAUUCGUACCGCAACAUGUCUGAAAUUCUGUAGAUGGGAAACGAGAAGGAUGGCAAGCGAAACAAUGCAGGCAUGUACAAGGACGCUUGCACACACCGAUCCCUAUAUAUAUAUAUAUAUAUAAGUAUGUACAUAUAUAUAUAUAUAUAUAUAUAUAUUUAUAUAUGUAUGUAUUUGUUAGGGUACGAUGCGUUUUGUUUUCCUGUGUAUGUCUGGAUGUGUGCCAUGGAUGCAUUUUUCUGGUCGGGCGUUGUCGGGUGUGCGGCCUUGAUUUUUUUGUGGAAGAAGGAGGCUGUUGCGGAGACGCCACAUGGGUGGGGUUUUACACUCGAUGGCGUUGAUGCAAGUUGCUGUGUUUCUGUUUUUCGCUUCUUGGUUUGCUACUACUCGGACUGUGCAACUAGACAUGGCGAAAGAGAGGCGUGCGAGCGGCACUGCAUCUGAGACGAAUUCGGUUCUUUCGCUGUGUUUCGACUGUUCCCGAGUGCUUUCACGACCGUGGCUCGGCUACCGAGGUCGCGGUCUCGGUUUCAGACUUUUGAUAAGUUCAAACCGUAUCGUCAG